AGCCAAGCAAUGUUUACGAUCCGGGCCUGAGUGCUCUCAGUCCUUGGUCGCGAGUAAAAAGAGCUUGCCUGUGCGAAUUAUUUGGUUUAAUCAACCGACGCCUGGCCGGUUUUCUUUCGAACAAGGAUGUAUUCCGAAAGCAGAGAUGUAACAAAAUUGGCUUGCUGUUACAAGCGGGUGUGCGAUAUCACAGCAGACACGUUGCCGGUCAACACCAUCACUCAACCCCCAAGGCGGCGGUGGAAAUACUGGUAACCAGAACACACUUGAACGCACUUUUGAUAAACCUCCAAGACCAACGCUGGAAGCAAAGUCUUUCUUCUCACAGACAUCAUCAUCAUCAUCAGACCAAGAUCUUUCAUAAAAACAACCAAAGAACUUCUUACUCUACACACACAUUUAAAUUUUACAAUGGCCGAUACAAUGAUUGUCGAAUCCGCUACUAUAGGUCAACGCCUCGAUGCGUUCGUUGCUGAUUUGAAUGAGAUGCCAGCACUGCAGAUGUAUGCCCUGAUUGUGGCUUCGACUUUGGUCUUUUGUUGUGCCUUGUUGGGGACGGGCAGCAACGGCAGCACGUUGUUGGGAAAGGGCAGCACUAGCACUAGCAAAAGCAACAACAUCACCUCCAAAAAGACCAAAGAAGUACCCUACUCGGGCCCUAGCAAACCUGCGAAAAAGGUCUUGCCACCCGCAGCAUCCACUCCAGUCUGCUCCGAUAAAAGGACUCCAGCAACACCCAGUAGCAAGCCCGCUGUUCCUUCCAACCUAAAGGAACUUCCAAACGAAGAAAUUGCCCAACUUGUUGUCAGCAAUGUCAUUCGGGAUCACGAAUUGGAAAAACGAUUGGACCCUUUCCGAGCCGUGGAUGUGCGACGAUUGGCAUGCAACACCAAAUUGGAAGCGUUGGGAAAUGGCGGUGCCCUCGAGAAGUUGCCUUCUGAGCCUUCUUUGGAUUAUGGAAGGGUCUACGGCGCUAACUGCGAAAUUGUCGUCGGAUAUGUGCCUCUUCCUGUUGGCCUAGUCGGUCCCUUGACCCUCAAUGGAGAAUCUGUCUUUGUACCCAUGGCCACUACCGAAGGAUGUCUCGUGGCUUCUACCAACCGUGGUGCCAAGGCCAUUACCCAAGGAGGGGGCGCUGAAGCCGUCAUUGUCCGCGAUGGAAUUACCCGUGCCCCCUGUGUCCGCAUGAACUCCGCCGUAGAAGCAGCCAAAUUGAAGGUCUGGUGCGAGAAACCCGAAAACUUUGCCAAACUCAAGGCUGCCUUUGAAUCCACAACUUCGUUUGGAAAGUUGCGAGCGUGCAAUCCUACCGUCGCAGGAAAGAAUGUUUAUCUUCGACUCGUUUGUUUCUCGGGAGAUGCCAUGGGAAUGAACAUGGUUUCCAAGGGAUCCCUGGCCGCCAUUGAGCUGCUGCAAAAGGAAUUUCCCUCGCUCAAGCUCGUCGCUUUGAGUGGUAACAUGUGUACUGACAAAAAGGCCGCUGCUACCAACUGGUUGGAAGGACGAGGAAAGAGUGUCGUUGUAGAAGCCAUCAUCCCCAAGGAAGUUGUACAAAAAACGCUGAAAACCACCGUCAGGGCUAUUGUCGCAACCAACCUCAACAAGAAUCUCAUUGGAUCUGCAAUGGCCGCCACUAUUGGAGGAUUCAAUGCUCACGCUUCCAACAUGGUCUCUGCCGUGUUCUUGGCCACUGGACAAGACCCUGCCCAAAACGUGGAAUCCAGCAACUGCAUCACGUUGAUGGAGGAAGAGGAAAGCACUGGUGAUCUCUGGAUCAGUUGUACCAUGCCUUCCAUUGAAGUCGGCACUGUCGGAGGAGGAACAUCCCUGCCUGCUCAAGCCGCAUGCCUGGAAGCCAUUGGAUGCCGAGGAGGUGGAGCUAGUCCCGGUGAGAAUGCUCAAAAGCUGGCGACUGUUGUCGCCGCUACCGUCAUGGCCGGGGAAUUGAGUCUUUUGGCCGCAUUGGCAGCCAACACUUUGGUGGCGGCUCACAUGCAACACAACCGCAAGCCUGCGGCCAAGAAAUAAACAAACAACACUAGCUAAAACAACGCAACAAUAGCGGAACACAAGUACAGUCAGAGUGCUGCCCCUGUUGGAUCAACCAAGAGCAAAAGGAAAUGCAUUGUAUCAAUGGUCGAUUCCUCAACUGGGUUGUACGUGUAUAAUCACGGAGCUACAAUGAUGCAGCCAGCAGAAUAACUUUUAAUUGCAUAUUACGUAUGUUU
Messenger RNA from Seminavis robusta, 2228 nucleotides. The record is from the annotation of a GenBank genome assembly. Lineage: Eukaryota; Bacillariophyta; Bacillariophyceae; Naviculales; Naviculaceae.